GGCGCUGCUUGCGGCCCCGGUCUGGGCACGGCGGGUGCCCCGGCACCCCGGGACACCAUCCCCGGUGCGAGGAAGGAGCGCUCGGGGGAUGCGCCGGGACCGGGUGCCGCCGCUGCUCCGAGCCCGACAAGGGGCCAAGGAGCCAGUUUGGCCACCGGGCGAGUCAAUGCCCGUUCCUGGGAGCCCCCGCGAGCCCCCCGCCCCAAACGGCCGCGCCGCCCUCGAGCCGGGGGUUCCGCAGCGCUCCCGCCGCCGCAGCCGGACCAGCGGUAUCACGGCGAAGGAAGCAUCCGCCUUUUCACUGCCGCCCUUCAGCUGCACACGCCCACCAUGGUGUGCUCCAGCCCCGGGCUCCGGGCUCAGGGACCACCGAGCUCGGGCGAGCCGGACCUGCUGUGGCUGGCCGGCCUCACGGGCGCCCACAUCGGCCUGGCCCCGCUCCCCCAGGACCCCGAGGAUCGCUGCAGCAUCUGGGAGAACCUGGUGAGCCUGGUGGAUUUCAAGUGCCCGGGAUUUCCCCUGACCGCCGAGGAGAUUUGCCACUACAUCGACAUCCCCCGCUCGGCCGAGACCCCGGCCCGGGUCCUGCCCCGACCCCCCGCGCCCCCGGGGGACCCCGACUACCGGAGCAACGCGCGCCUUAAGCCGCCCUACUCCUACGCCACCCUCAUCUGCAUGGCCAUGGAAGGCAGCGAGCAGCCCAAACUCACCCUGGCAGCGAUCUGCAAGUGGAUCAGCGACCACUUCUACUAUUUCCGCCGUGCCCACCCCAGCUGGAAGAGCUCCAUCCGCCACAACCUGAGCAUCAACCAGCGCUUCAUCAAGGUGCCCCGCAAGAAGGGGGAGCCGGGCAGAGGCGCCUUCUGGAAGCUUCACCCCCAAUACGCCGCGUGGCUCAAGAGCAGCACCCGCCGAGGGCACGGAGCCCUCCCCGAGCCCAUCCCGGCCGCUCCCGGUGGAGCCCACCCGGGACCGCGGCGCUCCCCGGGCCCCGCCGCCGCUUCCCGCAGCCCCCGCGGCGGCUUCGAGGUGGGCGCGGAGCUGCAGCGGCUGUUGCGGGAGUUCGAGGAGUUCGAGAGAAGCCACGAAAACGGAGAGGGGCAGCAGGGCGAGCAGCGCUGUCCCAUGCCCCCGGUGGAAGCCUCGGGGGACCGGGAGGGACCGGGCGAGCUGACCGAGCUGAAGGGCAGCAGCGAGUGGGAAGUUCUGCUGGAGCAGGGAGAUUUCUCCUCUCUUGGGCAGCUCCCACCUUCCACCCAGCCCGGAGCUUUCCCUCUGCACCCCGCAAAGGUGCGGGGGCAGCAGCCGGGCUGGCCGCGAGUCCUCCCCGAGCUCAGCCCCACCAAGGUGGGCUUGGAUGAGACCCUGAUGGCCACGGCGUUCCUGGAGGCUGCGUGGCACGAGGAGAUGUGGGAGAACCUCUCCAGCCUCAUCCCCGUGGAGCAGGGGGCUGGAGACAUCCCGGCCUCGCUGCCCAGCGCGGGUGUCAUGGAUUGAGACGCUCAAAACUCGAUUAGAGAUGGGAGAAAAGAGAUUAGAUUAGACUCGAUGGAUUUAGGUACAUGGUUUUAUGGAUGAGGUUUCUUUUUGCUGCUUCCUGUUCUGUUUUUUGCUUGGGGAAUGAUGCUGAAUAUACUUAAAAUGUUUUCAUUCUACUGGCAGUUUUUAAGAGAUAGAAUAAAGAAAAUAAAGCAGAAAAAACUCCUGUUUCACCUUCUGGUUCCCCUCCAGCACCUUUGGGUGGGCCCUGGAGGCCGGGGAGCUCUGCCCAGCCCUGGGGGAAACUGAGGGUGGGACCUGCUGGGCACGGGUGGGGGGCACAGACCUCGUUGGGGGCAUCCCCGGUUCCCCCUCA
Messenger RNA from Taeniopygia guttata (zebra finch), 1855 nucleotides. Its product is annotated as forkhead box protein J1-like. The record is from RefSeq and is a predicted model, not a curated record. Gene Ontology annotation, molecular function: DNA-binding transcription factor activity, RNA polymerase II-specific; RNA polymerase II cis-regulatory region sequence-specific DNA binding. Gene Ontology annotation, biological process: regulation of transcription by RNA polymerase II. Gene Ontology annotation, cellular component: nucleus. NCBI's taxonomy places the organism in Eukaryota, Metazoa, Chordata, Aves, Passeriformes, Estrildidae.